Molecule: messenger RNA, 6942 nt
Organism: Conger conger (European conger)
Lineage: Eukaryota; Metazoa; Chordata; Actinopteri; Anguilliformes; Congridae
Gene: znf106a
Product: zinc finger protein 106a
Exons: 23
Coding region: 123-5393 (1756 amino acids)
Cellular component (GO): membrane; cytosol
Molecular function (GO): SH3 domain binding; RNA binding
Source: RefSeq, a predicted model, not a curated record
GAGGUGUCGGACACAACUAACAUGGCGCCCUCGUUGGAAAGGUGUGCGGGGGAGAUGAAACGAUAAACAAACUCGUCCAGGAACAAGAGUGAUGGCUUAACGGCCGUUUUACCUGGUCCAACAUGGCGAAGGAGCGGAAGUGUAUUCUCUGUCACAUCGUCUAUAGCUCAAAGCAGGAGAUGGAUGAGCACAUGAGGAGCAUGCUGCACCAUCGAGAGCUGGAGAAUAUUAAAGGGCGGGACUGCGACCACGAGUGCCGGGUGUGCCGGGUGUCGGUGGUGGGCCUCACCGCGUACGCCGGCCACAUCUCCAGCCCCCUGCACAAGCAGCGCACCGAGGAGCAGGAGCGCCAGAGUGGCGCCGAGGGCCCGGACGAGGAGUACUUCGACAAGGAGCUGGUGCAGCUCAUCGAGAAGCGCAAGGAGCAGAUCCGGAAAGAGGAAGAGGCGGCAGCCAAGCAAGCCCAGGAGGAGGAGCGGAGGAAGCUGCAGCAGCUCAACGCAGAGAGGCAGUGGCUCCAGCAGGGGGCGCCAUGGGGCUGGGGCCCCCCAGGUUUUCCCUCACCGCCCAGGGGCCCGGCCAACUGGCGGGGCGCGGGUCCCAAGUGGAACUCCGCAAGAGGGCACCACGGAGGGCCGUGGCACCCGAGUGGCGGGCCGAGAACCUGGAACCAAGACACCCAGGACCAGGGUGCACCCUGGCACCCCGAGGUCCCCGCCAACCUGCAGAAGUGGGGCAGAGGGGCGUGGGGGGGCAAGAGCAAGGGGGGGUACCAGGGCUUCCCCCCCGCAAAGAGAGGCCAGCCCCGGGGACCGAGCGGCGCGGCCCUGUAUAACGCGAGCGGGUUCUACUGGGACCCGAGGGCAGCGUCCUUCCUGGAGGGAAUGCAGUCCGAUCUGGGCAUGGACUUCACCAGCGACCAGCUCCCCCAGUCCGGCGCCAUCCAUUUCAGCGGGGGGGCCCCGGGGUGGGAGGGGGGUCCCCCGGCCCGCGGGGGGGUCCCGGGGUGGGAGGGGGGGCCCCCGGCCCGCAGGGGGGGGCAGCAGGGCAGGGACACGCCCAACGGAGGAGACCACGGUAAAGCCGGCGGCCCCAAGGACCGCCUGUACCGCUGGUCCCCGUACCCCCUGGCCAAACUCGGGGACGCACCGCCGGAGCAGAGCGAGGACGGCAGGGGCCCCCCGAGCUACGGGACGGUCCUGCCCGCGGGGGUGAAAGACCUGACGUUCAAGUUUGACUUGCUGGGCUCCAUGCAGACCCGGGACCCCCCCGGGAGGGGCAACGGCCCCCAGCCGAAACAGGGCCCGGGGAAGAAGCAGCGUCAUCAGAAGUCUGGCCGCGGCGGAGCCGGUUGCCGUGACAGCAAACGGGACGAACCGAGCCGGGCCGCCCCGAAACCGGCCAGGCCCACGGAGCAGCCCCCGGAGAGGGCCUCUUCCACCUCCAGAUCCGUCCUGUUCAGGCCGCCCCCCAGGUGGGACUGCGAAAUCCCCGCCCCCUCUAAGCUCUUUCGCCGACCGAGUCUGGAUGUGCCGGUGCCGUUGGGUCGGAGGGGCUCUGCCGAAACGUCUGUGGUGGGUCCCGUGAGGAGGGAGGAGGAGGAGGAAGGGCAGGAGGCGGAGAGCUCGGAGGGCAGGGUGGGGCGGGACUGGGAGGGGAGGCGCAGGAGUAGCAGGCCGGUGAACCAACCCUCGUUCCAAAACCCUGGCGGUCCGAGGCGGAGCUCCUACCCUCAGGAAGAGUCGAAAAAGUCCGGCAGCCCGCUCCCUACACCCCAAGCCCUGUCCCUGCAGUCAGUGCAGGUCAGCACCUCCACCUGCGACACACCCGAAAGGGCGGAGUCGUCCCCCCGGGCGGAGGAGGAGGAGGUCCAGGGGGAGGGGAAGAGCGAUAAGGAGCCGUCCACUCAAGCGACGGACGAGGGUCUGGGCUCCGACAGCGACCCGUCCCGCCCUGGACCGGCCCACCCGGCGGGGGUGCCCGUCCUCAACAAGCUGGGGCUCCCCGCCUCCCUGAAACGGGACCUGACCCGCCACAUGGGCCCCAAGGGCAAGGUGGGCGGCCAGGAGCCCAACCUCAACAUCGCCCGCCGCAUCCGAAACCUGAGCGGGACGCGGAAGGGCGAGGCGGAGAAGGACUCGGGGCUCAAGCCCACUCUGCGGCAGCUAAUCAGCUCCACCGGGUCCCGCCGAAACGUCAACUGGGACCAGGUGUACCAGGAGGUCACCCGCAAGAAGCAGGAGCAGGAGAAGGGCAUGCCCAGGUUUGGGAUUGAGAUGGUGACGUCCGUGCCCUUUGACCCGGAAGGGCUUGAGGAGGGGGACGAGGAUCUGUCGGAGGGGUACCAAUGGGACGCCAUCUGUGAGCCUCUCGCUGCCAUCCCGGGGGCGGGGCCACGCAAGCGCAGCCUAUCGGAGAGCAGUGUGGUGGGUGAUCGCGCCCCCAACACACUGUGCCUGUUCGGGGGUGCCACCCCCCCUAGGGACCGUCCCGAGGGGCCCCCCAGGCUGGUAUCCGAGCCCCAGGGAGGAGCCUCGCUUGGCCCGGGGACGGGCGUUGCCAAAGCGGAGAAGGAGGCGGAGCUGGGGGGAGUCGAAAACUUGGAGGGGGACAGCAGCUGCACCUCGGAGGCCGAGCAGAACGACGCUCAGGGCCUGGGGAAGAAACGCAGAGCGGCGGGGGAAAUUCCGUCUCCAGAAAUUCCCAGCUUGGAACGGAAGAAUAAAAGGAUGAAAAUCAAAUGUAAAAAAGAGCGCUCUCAGGUGGACCAGUUGCUGGAGGUGUCUCUGCGGGAGGAGGAGCUGAGCAGCUCCCUGCAGGCCGUGGACAGCAGCCUGAUCCAGGCCCGGGCCGCCCUGCAGGCCGCCUACAUGGAGGUGCAGCGGCUGCUGGUGGUCAAGCAGCAGGUUACUAUGGAGAUGAGCACGCUGAGGUCCAAGCGCAUUGAGAUCCUGCAGGGAAUGCAAGAUGGGUACAGUGGUGCUGCACCCCUGGGAGAGAUGAUCAGCGCUGAGACUCCUGCAGCCAUCCUCUCCACCCCCCCCUCCUCCUCCACUCUGCUGGGCCCCUUCUCCCCUCUCCCAAACGCCCCUGUGUAUCCCCCCGUGCAGCCCCCCCCGUCCCUGCUGCCCCCCCCGUCCCUGCUGCCCCCGGUCCUGCAGCAGGCUGCCCCGCCUGCCUCUCUGUCCCCCUCCCAUCCCAUCGCAACCCCCCCGCCCAUCAAACAGGAGCCCACCUCCCCUGUGGAGAGCCCCCACAGCGCCCCCUAUGGGUCAGCUCCGGAACCUCCUCUCACCUCUGCUCUCACAGACUCUGCCCAGCCCAAACCAUCCAUGUUCCAGUCGCUAAGUGUCGCCCGUCGCACGAGCAUUAGCUCUCAGGACAGCGGGAGCGUCUCCAUAGAGACCAGGCCGGCGCGUAUGAGGGAGGCCUGCCCCCCCAUCCUACAGGAGAGAGGUGUACUGGUGUCCGAACCCUGCUGUUUCACCGUCCCAGAGAGGCCCGUCUGCACCCCGCCCCGACGCCGGGACUCCCAAACCGGGGCCACCGACCGCUCCGAGGUCCUGACCGAAACCUCCUGCUCCACCGGCGGGACGUUACCCCCGCCCGCCGCCGAACCCGCCGCCCCGGCCCCGGCCUCGCCCCCCGCCCCGGCCGAGAAGGGCGGCAAGCGCGUGCGGAAGCUGAAGAAGAAGAGGGCGCUGAGGAAGGGCCUGGGGGCGGAGCAGCCCGCGAACAGCGACACCGAGCAGGACGGCGAGGCCGACGCCUCCUCCCGGCCCGUGCGCCGGAUCAAGGCCAAGAAGAAGGCCAAGGGGGCGCAGGUCAGCACCUCCACCCCGGCCGCGGCGGGGCAGGAGCGGCCGCAGGAGGACCCCGGGGAGGGCCGGCCCCCCAGGCCCCGGGCGCAGGAGGAGGAGGAGGCCAGGGCCGAAAGCGACGACUCCUCCUCCCUGGAGAUGGUGGAGCUCCCGCAGCCCGGCCCGGUCGCCGUGGUCUCCAUCGACGACUCGUCCGACGAGGAGACCGCCCCGGCCGCCGUGGGAACGCCCGCGGAGACCCCCGCGACCCCCGACCCCGUGAAGCCGGCGACCCCGAACCUGGCCUGCGAUGAGGUCAGCUCCACCAGCGAGAUGGACAGCACCAGAACCAAGGCCUGCGCCAGUCAAACCCAGCCGCCCCCCACCACUGUGAAAGAGCUCAAGGAGAACUCGGACGGGUGUUCAGACCCGGGCGAGCAGGACGAGCCCACAGAGGGCUGGUUUGAGGGGCACCAGGCGGCGGUGAACUCCAUGCAGGUCCACGGCGGGCAGCUGUUCACCUGCUCCGGGGACCGCACAGUCCGGGCCUUCGACCUGGUGAGCCGGAAGUGCGUGGCGGUGUUCGAGGGCCACAGCACCAAGGUGAACUGCCUGCUGGUGUCCUCCGCACCUGGCCUGAGGCAGCGGCUCUACACCGGCUCCAGCGACCAGACCAUCCGCUGCUACAACCUGAAGACGGGGGAGUGCGUGCAGCAGAUGUCUCUGCCGGACCGGGUCCUGUGUCUCCACAGCCGCUGGAAGAUCCUGUAUGCCGGCCUCGCCAACGGCAACGUGGUCAGCUUCAACCUGAGGAAUAACCGGCAGAUGGACGUGUUCGAGUGCCAUGGGCCGCGGGCGGUGAGCUGCCUGGUGUCGGCGCAGGAGGGGGCGCGGCGCCUCCUGCUGGUGGGGUCGUACGACUGCACCAUCAGCGUGAGGGACGCCAGGAACGGGCUCCUGCUGCGCAUGCUGGAGGGCCACACCAAGACCGUGCUGUGUAUGAAGGUGGUGAAUGACCUGGUCUUCAGCGGGUCCAGCGACCAGUCUGUCCAAGCACACAACAUCCACACUGGCGAGCUGGUUCGCAUCUAUAAGGGCCACAGCCACGCGGUUACCGUGGUAGCCAUCCUGGGGAAGGUGAUGGUGACGGCGUGUCUGGACAAGCUGGUCCGCGUGUACGAGCUGAAGUCCCACGACCGGCUGCAGGUCUACGGCGGACACAAGGACAUGGUGAUGUGCAUGGCCAUACACAAGAGCAUGAUCUACACGGGCUGCUAUGACGGGAGCGUGCAGGCCGUCAGGCUGAACCUGAUCCAGAACUACCGCUGCUGGUGGCACGGCUGCUCGCUGAUCUUCGGCGUGCGGGACCACCUGCAGCAGCACGUGCUGUGCGACCACGCCAGCCCCAGCUUCCAGACCCUCAAGUGCCGCUGGAGAAACUGUGACUCCUUCUUCACCGUGCGCAACAACUCCCACGAGGAUGUCCCCCUGCACAUGCAGACCCACGUGGAGAUGGACAGCAAGCUGGAGCCAGCCGGUUUUCAGAGUGCUCACCAGGCGCCGCGUUGCCGUGGAGACAGACGUGCGUUUUGAAGUGACAGUUGAUCAGUUUGCGGUUUGCAGUGGUGGUUCCAGAGCACAGUGACGGAGGUUUGCGUGUUCCGUGUGAACAGACUGGUAUAUGUACGUGGGGUUGUUUUUUUCCCCCCCAUUGAGGCUGUGUGAGUAUCUAAUUUUGUGUUGUAGGUUUUAAUGUGGAAUAACUGUUUGUUCUGAGAGUUUGUUGUGGUGUUCAUCGAGGUGUUAGAAGCUUUGUGGGCCGGACACCUUGAAUACAGGGUGACUUUGUUUUAAAAUCUUAAUAUUGCUAUAUUAUUUUAUAUUUUGAUACAGUGACAUUAGGCAAACGUAUAUAUCGGCAGGCUAUUGACAUUUAACACAAAUGAAAUUAUCUUGAACUAGACUGCCCUGUUCAGUCUAGUGGUGUGCACUUCCCAGCCUCAUCAGGAAUAUCCCCUUCCCCACUGACUUCUGGGUCAUCUACCUUUUCUUCUGACUUCCGCCUGGUCAGUCACAGUGAGAUGGGUGUGGAUCUACCCGCUUCAUCAAAUCAGAUAGGCCUGUUCACAUUCUCUGUUGGCAUGGCAACCAUGCUCACUUCCCAUUUGCUGGCAGUUCUGUUCCCAAAUCCGCUACCUUCUGCGUUUUAUUACAAUUCACCAGAAAGCCUUAGGACAUCACAGAUUAAAGAAAAUAACGAUCAAUGGAAAUUUUGACUUUGAAAGGUUUGAGUUUGAGUGCUGUUUGUUUGUUUUUUUACAUUGGAUGAGUGGUUUUUGUACUUACCAGUCAUUGUAAUUGAACUGGGGAAUUUUGUAUGGGCUCGGUUUUUCUUUUAGUUGUCGUUUUAUUUUUGAACCGAGCGACUGUUGGUGGCACAGCCGGGGGGAGGAGCAGGGGCUAACGGCCGUGUUUGUGUGCGUUUGCGUGUGAGGAGACGAGGAGUUGGUGAACAGGGGAGGUGUUUUUUUUUUGUUGAGAGGACACUGAGCCGAACUCUUCCCAUGCCAUACGCCCGCCCACAACCUAUUAGGUCAGAAACGCGAGGCCUGGUAGCACUCGCGCACACACACACACACACACAAACGCGCACACGCUCACACACACCAUGGCCAAGCACAGUUUGAGUCAACACUUUGAUGAUGAUGUCAACAUUUUAAAACGACAAAACCAGCUUUAUUUUUAAUGUUUUUUUUGUUGAAAAAAGUAUGGUCAAACACCUUUUCCACGGCAGUCACUAUUGGUCAAUUGUGUUGGAAGCUGAUGGUUCAACAGGGUAACUUGAGUGGAUAAGAGUUUGUUCUUGGUUGUGACUCAAAAUCCUCCAACCUGAGUCCCUUACCUCUUUAACCCCUUUCCCUUCGAAUCUCCAAUUUAAGGGUCACUACCGUUUCCUAGUUGUUUAGGGGAAAGGUAACAUACGGAAUCCUCUCACCUGUUUCCCCUGCGGUUCUAAGUGUGUUCUAGCUGUCGGCACUCGGUUCUUUGUGCUAGCUCUGGAUUUGUUAUCAACAUUUUCUAAGAAAAUUACAAUGAGCAAAAACAGAAAUAAUAAAAAAAAAAAAAACCUUUGAAACAUUUA